This is a messenger RNA of Sorghum bicolor (sorghum), 2864 nucleotides long. Its product is annotated as beta-glucuronosyltransferase GlcAT14B. Gene Ontology annotation, molecular function: glucuronosyltransferase activity. The transcript is spliced from 6 exons. Bases 22 to 1704 code for a protein of 560 amino acids. Gene Ontology annotation, cellular component: membrane. NCBI's taxonomy places the organism in Eukaryota, Viridiplantae, Streptophyta, Magnoliopsida, Poales, Poaceae. The record is from RefSeq and is a predicted model, not a curated record.
UGUUUUCCUCAUGAUUACACCAUGGUUAACUUCGCCUUCCUAAUUGCUCCCGCUGUGUCUGAAACUCUCGACCCACCUCUUGGGUUUGGGAGUUUGGACUUUGGAGGACUCCCUCCAGUGAGGCAGCAGCCGGCAGGCAAUAAUUACGACACGCCAUACGCUGCGCGCCCGUACCGUACCGCAGCCGGACAACCCGCCCGUUUUUCCUUGCACGAAACGCCGCUGCCCGGCCUGCGCUGCGCUGCGGCCUCACCUACAUCUCGCCUUCUGUCCGUCUGUCUCCACCAGCCAGCCACCGAGCCAGCAAACAAGCAACCGCCCGCGGCCCGCCCGUCCGCGCCCCCGUCCCUGCCCGUACGCGGUACGCCUCGCGCCGGCGAGCGAGCGAAAAGCGAAUGCCGCGGGAGCUCUAGCCCUCGUCGUCCCCUCGCCCGGGGCGGCGGCGUGUCCACCCGACCCAUGAGGAAGCUGACGCCGGCGCACCGCCUCCGGUGGAUGCGCGCGCUGCUCCUCGCGCUCCCGCUCCUCUCGCUCCCCAUCCUCUACGCGGCGCUCGGCGCGGCGCGCUCGUCGUCCUCCACGGCCUCGGCCUCGGCGCCGCGGCUACCCCAGCAGCAGCAGCAGCAGGAGCAGCGGAGGCCGCCCGCGCCGCCGCCGAGGCUGGCGUACCUCAUCACGGGCGCGGGCCCCGGGGACGGCCCGCGGAUCCGGAGGCUGCUGCGGGCGCUCUACCACCCGUGGAACUACUACCUCGUCGGCGUGGCGGGGGAGGACGAGCGCGCGGAUCUCGAGGCCUUCGUGCGCGGCCAGGAGGCGCCGCGCCGGUACGGCAACGUCCGUGUGGCGGCCGCGGGGGAGUGGGGCGCCGUAUCGCGGAGGGGACCCACCGAAUUGGCCGCCACGCUCCACGCCGCCGCUGUGCUGCUCCGGGAGUUCGAUGGCUGGAGCUGGUUCAUCAACCUCAGCGCAUCCGAUUACCCGCUCAUGCCCCAAGAUGAUAUCCUUCAUAUCUUCUCAUACAUGCCAAGAGACCUCAAUUUCAUUGAGCACACAAGCAAUAUUGGCUGGAAAGAGCAUCAAAGAGCCCGACCAAUCAUUGUAGAUCCAGCAUUGCAGGUCCCAAAUAAAACUGAGGUUGUAACAACAAAGGAGAAAAGGAGCAUGCCCUCAGCUUUCAAAAUAUUUGUAGGUUCGUCUUGGGUGAUGCUUAGUCGAUCAUUCCUGGAGUUUUGCUUAUUGGGAUGGGACAACCUUCCUCGCACACUACUGAUGUAUUUCACCAACUUCCUCUCAUCCUCAGAAGGCUACUUCCACACAGUGAUCUGCAACUCUGAGUACUACCAGAACACCACUGUGAACAGUGACCUGCGUUUCAUGGCUUGGGAUAACCCCCCUCGGAUGCACCCUGUUAACCUCACAGCAGAGCAUUUUGAUGCAAUGGCAAACAGUGGGGCCCCAUUUGCACACUCCUUUGCCAAUGAUAAUUCUGUCCUGGAUAUGAUUGACACCAAGUUGUUGGGCCGAGCACAUGACCGCUUCACCCCGGGUGGCUGGUGCUUGGGUAGCUCAGUAGGCGGGAAAGAUCCGUGUACCUUUUUGGGAAGGUCCUUUGUUCUCAGGCCGACCAAAGCCUCGGCCAAGCUAGAGAAGUUGUUGUUAAAACUUUUGGAACCUGAUAACUUCAGGCCUAAACAGUGUAAAUAACACUCAUUUUACAUGGUAGCCAGUUUUUUUUUAUUUUUUUUUGGAGGGUAGUGCUCAGAGGCCAAAGUUUGAUGAAAUGUUUCUGGUUGUUGCGGCAGUAGGCAUACAUACAGCUGUGUUGUUGUAUACUUGCAACUGGAAAGCUCAACUCAAAAGUGAUUUGAGAUCAUACAUGAUAGAGAUCGCUACAUGAUACAUGUACUUUUGCGGUUUCAUCACUUCCACGCCUGUACAAAAACCGAUGAUAAUCAGAGACUUCAGUAGUUCCCUGGAAGUCAGUCUGAUACGAGAGAUUGUCCGAGGUUUUGGCCUUAUCCUGUUGGGACACAAAACGACUUGGUUCGUGCGGGAUUUCAUCAUAUAACACUCCUGUACAAAAAAGUGAAGACUGGUCACGUUGAGGAAGACUUUUUCCCUUCCUCAAAGACUUCAAUGGGCUGUGAACAUAGCUCCCUCGCAACACCGUCUCUUAAAAAUAAGGCCCACUCAUCUCAAGUCACUUAAGCCCAACUUGGACAUCCACGGUCCACCCCACCUUCCAGAAACCGCUCGUACGAUCUCAAUUCUCAAGAACGCUGUAUCAGAGGUAAAAAAAAAACGCCGACUCCCCUGUUCUCGCACCCUCGUCGCCGCUGCCGGCCGUCUGCCCGUCGCAGUCUCCUUCUCCAGGUUAAGGUGAAGCAGCAGAAUGGGUCGUAAGGCUGGUGCUUUGUACAUAAACCCAAAGAAGUUUGGUGCUGUUGCCAAGCCUUGCAUGCCAGAAAUGGUGGCCUUCCUCAACUGCCUGGCCUUAAACAAACAGAACGAUGACAAGUGCAUCAGGCAGAAGGAUCUUUUGGUUCAAUGCACCCAGGCACAGCAAGGGAGGCCAAAGAAUGCAGCGAAGACCAUCAAUUACCAUCUCCAGCGACUGGGGCGUGGCAAGUUCCUCUAGGUGCAGUGAUGUUGAGAUCAUUUCCUCAUCAAGCUUUACUGCCUUGUAUUGAAGUUCAGGAAGACAAUUAUUUUCUUCAAAGUAGGUUUGCAGAAAUGGGGCAUCAAUGUAUUUGCUUAGAAUGGACAAUCGUUAGCAAAUAAUUCUAUGUCAAACAGUAAUUUAUCAGCAGUAUAUUGAUACUGUUUUCUUCUCAUGGAGGCACAUCACAGUUAUGUUUUCUGUC